Messenger RNA from Danio aesculapii, 1457 nucleotides. RefSeq names its product gastrula zinc finger protein XlCGF57.1-like. Gene Ontology annotation, biological process: regulation of transcription by RNA polymerase II. The coding region runs from base 150 to 1457 and encodes 435 amino acids. The transcript is spliced from 6 exons. Lineage: Eukaryota; Metazoa; Chordata; Actinopteri; Cypriniformes; Danionidae. Gene Ontology annotation, molecular function: DNA-binding transcription factor activity, RNA polymerase II-specific; RNA polymerase II cis-regulatory region sequence-specific DNA binding. The record is from RefSeq and is a predicted model, not a curated record.
CAGAGAGUGGAGAGUGCAGAGCUUUGCUGUUUGCUGUUUAAUUCUUUUAAUUCCACUACGGGUGUUGUGCGUCUAUUCAAAUGAAGCUAUAAAUACUGGAAUAUUCACAUCGGGCUCCAGUGAAGAGUUUAUAGAAGGACAGCGAGAACAUGAGUGAUCCAGAACCCUGCAAAAUUAAAAAUGAAGACUCUGAACAACAAAUAGACCUAAUUGAAGAGAAUGAGGGGAGUAAAGAGGAGGAACAUCUUGUCAAAAUUGAGGAAAAAACUAAUUUACAGACUGAUGUUUUUUUGAAAAGGAGAGACAAGAAUCGUUUCACCUGCACUCAGUGUGGAAAGAGUUUGGCAGACAAAAGCAAACUUAAAAUUCACAUGAGGAUCCACACUGGAGAGAAACCAUUCACAUGCACUCAUUGUGGGAAGAGUUUCAGCCAAACCUCAAACCUUAAUCAACACAUGAGGAUCCACACUGGAGAGAAACCAUUCACUUGCACUCAGUGUGGGAAGAGUUUCAUCCGCUUAUCAUACCUUAAUCAGCACAUGAGGAUCCACACUGGAGAGAAACCAUUCACAUGCACUCAGUGUGGAAAGAGUUUCAGGAUAUCAUCAUCCCUUAAUCUACACAUGAGGAACCACACUGGAGAGAAACCAUUCACUUGCACUCAGUGUAGGAAGAGUUUUAACUGCUCAUCGCACCUUAAUAAACACAUGUGGAACCACACUGGAGAGAAACCAUUCACAUGCACUCAGUGUGGGAAGAGUUUCAGCCGAUCAUCAUCCCUUAAUCAACACAUGAUGAUCCACACUGGAGAGAAACCAUUCACUUGCACUCAGUGUGGGAAGAGUUUUAACAGCUCAUCACACCUUAUUCAGCACAUGAGAAUCCACACUGGAGAGAAACCAUUCUCAUGCACUCAGUGUGGGAAUAGUUUUAACAGCUCAUCAGACCUUAAUAAGCACAUGAGGAUCCACACUGGAGAGAAACCAUUCUCAUGCACUCAGUGUGGGAAGAGUUUCAGCCAAUCCUCAUCCCUCAGUCACCACAUAAGGAUCCACACUGGAGAGAAACCAUUCACAUGCACUCAGUGUGUGAAGAGUUUUAGCCAAUGGUCAUCCCUUAAUCACCAUAUGAGGAUCCAUGCUGGAGAGAAACCAUUCACAUGUUCAAUGCUAAAAUAUGUCACAAAAAAUGACGAGGUGGCAUCAUCCAACACUAAUCCAGAGGUAUCCAGUAGUUGCACAGAUGCAGAACCAGGAUGCAGCACUGGUGACUGUCCUUCCACCAGCUAUGCAGAUGCUCAGUCAAUUGCAAACGAACUCUGUGAGACCCUAAACAUAGAGCCUGAGCUUAAAGAGAAGCGGCUGAGAAGCAUGAAAAGACAUUUUGCCUACGAGACUGCAGAUGAGCCCAUCAGUGAUGCCCUCAAAAAGCUUAAGGAGAUGACCUCCUAUGGGUGA